AUGUGCAAAGAUUGUACUAACCGGGAGAAAAAUAAUGAACAGUACGACGUGUUAGUUGAAAAAUAUCGAGAAUACUUUCCUGACGCCGACAAACAGGAAGUUAUAAAAAAAGUCAAUUAUUUGCGGACAAACUUCCGCAAAGAACUGAAAAGUAUUCGAGAUGCUGAAAAAAGUGGUACUGGUACAGAGGACAUCAAACCUUCAUUGUGA
Messenger RNA from Cinara cedri, 210 nucleotides. The record is from the annotation of a GenBank genome assembly. NCBI's taxonomy places the organism in Eukaryota, Metazoa, Arthropoda, Insecta, Hemiptera, Aphididae.